AUGGAGGGGCCUCUUCCGUCAUCCUCCCAAUUCAUCACCUCAAUCAUCCAUCGUUUAUCCCAAUUCCAUCCACCGCCACCGACAGCAGCUGCAACAGAAGACCGCAACGAUGACCAGAAUGAUCAAUAUCAAUACCCCGGACCAACAUCUCCCACUUCAACAACAGGCGCAAAUAAUAACCCAUUCACCCAACUCCCCAGUCUCCAGCUAUCAAAAGUAAAACCCCUGCUCCUAACACUUCACUGUCUCUUCCCCAAUGAGCUGUUGCUCGCCUUGGAUAUCCUAGAUCGCAAGAUUAUUAGGAGAUAUGAUUACAAGCUGGCAGCAGAUGCGCGACAACAGCAUCAGCAGCAUGGUAGAAAUGACACGGGAGUUUACUUCAUCCAUUCAUCUACAUCUUCGUCUCCAACUUCUGCUUCUGCGGCUUCUUAUUAUGCAAUGAACACAACAAGAGGAAAUACCAAUUAUGAAAAGUCACAUAUUGUCUGUCUAAAUGCCUGGAACUGCUCUUGUCCGGCCUUUAUGCUAGCUGCAUUUCGACCCUUGGGAUCUUCUUCCCGGGGUGCUUCUGAAGGAGAAAGAUGGGUCGGCGAAGAUGGGAUGCGGAAUGCUGCUCCCGUCCCUCCUCUAUUCAAUUCUUCAGUUGAAAGUCAAGAUCAAGGCAGAGACAAUGAAGACGAAGACGUAGGAUUUUCUCCAGUUGACAGUGCCGGUCCAUUCCCAUUUGGUGGCACUCUGGUCAAGGGCACAAUGAAGAUGAUGGAUGACGGGACGCCCGUGUGUAAGCAUUUACUUGCAUGUCUACUUGGGAGCCAGUGUCCAGGGUUGUUUGGAGGAGGUGUCGAGGAGGUAGUUGUUGAUGAUGAGAAGGAGAUGGCUGGGAGGUUCGCGGCAGGCUAG
Molecule: messenger RNA, 900 nt
Organism: Paracoccidioides lutzii Pb01
Exons: 1
Coding region: 1-900 (299 amino acids)
Source: RefSeq, a predicted model, not a curated record